AUAAUCAAUAGGUUUCAUUCUCACGCGUUUCAAAACACAACACACGAUUUGAAGGACAAUCUAUCUCUCAUAAGGUCCGAGCUUGAAAUCUGAAACCUAGUAGUUGUAGAACUAUUGAAGUUGCACUAGAUGCUAGUUGUGCCGCUUUGAUGCGAAUACUAUUUGAUACUUUAAGAAUGUUGUUUCUUGGUGAAAUUUUAAUUAUAAUAGGGUUAUACUGUUCUCUUUGUUGGUUGUUCGACAACCUUCGGGGACCUAUGUCGAUUGUGAUAGGUGGCAUAAAAGAGCUCGUACACAAGCAAACGUUUUCCGAGAAAUAUGGUGAAUGGGCAGUGAUAACCGGAGCUUCGGAUGGGAUCGGAAAAGGCUAUGCGCGUUAUCUCGCCAGGAAAGGCAUGAAAAUUGUACUAAUAGCGAGGAACGAAGAAAAACUAAGUUGCGUGGCACAAGAAAUUACCAAGACAUAUUUGGUACAAACAAAGAUAAUUGUAGCAAAUUUUUGUGAUGGCGAGAGCAUUUACGAUCAUCUCAAGGAGAAGCUUAAUUCGCUAGACGUUGGUAUAUUGGUCAACAAUGUUGGACUUUCAUACAACAGGGGCAUGUGUGUUGAGCAGUUGGCACAGCAAGCACUGUGGGAUUUAUUGUACGUGAAUAUAGCGCCUGUUACUCUGCUGUCUCAUAUGCUGAUACCCUUUAUGAAACAAAAGCGUCGAGGAUUAAUUAUCAAUGUAUCAUCACUUUCGGCAGCAGCACCGGCUCCGUAUUUGACCGUUUACGCGGCAGCUAAGGCCUAUGUAAGAAAUUUUUCAAUUGCAUUGCGACAAGAGCUACGCGAGUUUCAAGUAGAGGUACAAACCGUCCUACCAGGAUUCGUUCACACAAACAUGACGGAUUUUGUUGCCUCCGACGAAUACAAAAACAGCGGCAUAAGAAAACAUUUGGUGCUUCUGGAUGAUUAUAUCCGAUACGCCGGGUUUACGAUUGGGAAAAGUGAUCAUACAUGUGGAUACUGGACUCACGGCCUGCAAUACGCAGGACUGAAACUUAUUCCUGAGCAGUUUCGGGUGUUCGUGUUACAGAUGAUUUAUGACAAAUUGCGAAAUGGCAAAGAAAAGAAUAAUUAAACAGUAAAAGGUUCACCCAAGUGUGUAUGCUAGCUAAAACUAAACUAAAAUUACUUUACAAGACGAUAGAACACAGUUGAUAAAAUAUUCUCAAAAAACAGUGCUGCUACAUUCCACUCUUUUUUUUACAUCGUUUCUCGCUUUAGCAAAAAAGAAUGUGACAACAUACAGCAAACAAAUAUUAUGAUUUAAAAGUUGUAUUUUUUGCAAAACAAGAUGGCUAAUAUUACCCAAUACGCGACGCGACAUCAUACAUA
This is a messenger RNA of Anopheles nili, 1381 nucleotides long. Its product is annotated as inactive hydroxysteroid dehydrogenase-like protein 1. The record is from RefSeq and is a predicted model, not a curated record. Gene Ontology annotation, molecular function: oxidoreductase activity. NCBI's taxonomy places the organism in Eukaryota, Metazoa, Arthropoda, Insecta, Diptera, Culicidae. Bases 150 to 1124 code for a protein of 324 amino acids. Gene Ontology annotation, cellular component: endoplasmic reticulum. The transcript has 2 exons.